AUGUCCAGCAAAGCGUCCUCCUCCAGCGACAUGCUGCCUGCCAAGCCCACCAGUACCACCACAGUUACACCUGCCGGCAAGAUUAAAACGACACCAUGGGAGAAGAAGCUGGAGCAGCGAAGGAAACAAGAAUCCAUCAAGCAACGCGAGCGAGAGAUGAAGGCCGAGAAGGAGUCCGAGGCUGAGAGAAAGAAGACGGUGACUCGCGAGCGCAAGCAGAUGGCCGAGGAGAAGGCCCGACUGGAGGUCAUGGCGCAGAAGAUGAGCGCAAAGAGGCUAGCUCGCAAGAAGCGCCGUAUGGGUAUCACCAAGAAAGUGUCGCACGCAUGA
Kalmanozyma brasiliensis GHG001 is the source of this 330-nucleotide messenger RNA. RefSeq names its product Cgr1. The transcript is spliced from 2 exons. The record is from RefSeq and is a predicted model, not a curated record. Lineage: Eukaryota; Fungi; Basidiomycota; Ustilaginomycetes; Ustilaginales. Bases 1 to 330 code for a protein of 109 amino acids.